CCACGCCCCUGGAGCGUCUAGGUCGCCUCUCAGAAAGCCAUGGGGUUAACCCAGAGGCAGAAACCAUGUAUAUCAAUCUGUUGUAUUGUGAUGAAGAAGACUUUUGACUAGGUAGAGAAGAAAUGAAUUAGCAACUUGAAAAACAAAAAAACAGUUACAACAACAAAGACGCAAAACAACUCAGCUUCUUAAUUAGAGAGUCUAUUGUAAUCAACCUGCCACAAGAUUUCUGUUUGAGCAACCCAAGGAAAAGCCUAAUGAAGACUCAGUGCUGCUCUCUACUGCUACCAGACCGGGGACUCAACAGUGGCCAUUAGCCAACUCAGCUUUGAUGUUUCAUGGAACAAUCACAAAAGAGCUAACCAUCCAUGAAGAAUGGAAUCAUUACGUUGAAAGUUUGAUAGAAGAUCAAAAAGAUUUUGUUUUUGUGAAGUUCAAUGGCCUUCAUCUAAAAUCGAUGGAAAAUUUACAAUCCUGUAUCUCUCUUAGAGUAUGCAUCUUCUCAAACAAUUUUGUUACAGAUAUACAACCACUUGCAAAUUGUUCAAAAUUAAUCAAACUUGAUCUCCAUGGAAAUCAGAUAAAAGCCUUACCAGAAACCAAAUUUUGGAUUGGAUUGAAGUACCUAAAACUCCUUUAUCUCCAUGACAAUGGGUUUGCGAAGUUAAAGAAUGUAUGUGUCUUAUCAGCUUGCCCUAGUCUCACUGCGCUCACUUUGUUCGAUUGUCCAGUGAGUCUGAAGAAAGGAUAUAGACAUGUGCUUGUUAAUAGUAUUUGGUCUCUUAAAGCAUUAGAUCAUCAUGUGAUUUCUGAUGAAGAAAUAAUUCAGAAUUGGCAUCUUCCUGAAAGAUUCAGAACAUGUAACCCUCGGCUUUUCUUUAAUUUCUGCCCUGCUUUGAGAAAGGGAGCAUCCUAUGAGAGUGAAAUUAAUAAUAUUAAACAUGUUAUAUCAAAAAUUAAUAUAAUACUGGCUCAUAACUCACCAGUUUUGAUAAUUCAAAAAUGGAUUCGUGGCUUCUUCAUUAGGAAAAAAAUGAGCCACUUGUUUUUGUGUAAAAGACAUCAAGAUAAACUUAAGAGGAGUUGUGAAACCAAAUGGAUUUAUAUAUACCAAGAAUACAAAGAUAGACUCCUUAAAGAUCUCUUUUUUAAUCCUGAAGCUGAUCUAAUGGAAACAUUUACACAUUGGAAAUAUUUUUCCAGCGAAUGCUCCUUCAGGCCCAGGGCAUAUGCCCAGUUGUCAUUCCCCUCCUUUCUCUACCCUUCUGCAUGGAAUGCAGACCUGCUGUCGGAGCUCUCCCUUGCAGCUAACUUGAAUAUAUAUUCUCCAAUUGCAUUUAGAUGUUAUAAAGAGCACAGAAAAUAUAUCUCCUCUAUUUUACCUGAAUCAAAAACAAGAGGUAUUGGCAUAAAAUCAAUAAAAACAAGAUACCUGAUUCCAAAAGGUCCGAAGGGAACCAAAGAUGAAAUUGAAGAUGAGGAUUUUGAUGACUCUUUCAGGGUAACAGUGUCCAAACUACCUAUAUAUGCUUCCGAUUUCUCAAAGGAUGCUUUAGUAUUUAAAGAGCAAAAAGAUGCAUUUCCUUCAUAUAUCCAGUCACAUCCAGUCAUUCAUCAAAAACCAAUAAUUAACCGGGAGAGUGCAUCAGAGAGGAAUAUAAUAAGAGAGUUUUUUAUAACACAACGAAAUGGCAUGAAACUCAAAGCAGUUUGUGAUAUUGAUCACUAUUACAUGGAAGAAAAGAAGCAAAGAAGCCAUAAGGAAAAGCUAACAGCUGUUGCCGUGGCAAACAUUGCCAGAGGAAAAGCCCAACAAACCGUGAAAGAAAGUGUAUGUAAGAGAAACUACAUUGCACAACAAAUAGAGGGAAAACAUGCGGAGGCCAUUCAGAAGGGUUUACAACAACACUGGCAGGACAGAGCCAACUACAUUGAGCAAGUGAGAGAGAGGAGAGGUCGAUUUCUAGAAGAAAAGAAACGAAAAACCGCAGAUCGUUUAUUAAUUCAAGAUUUAAAUAAUGGUCGCACUAUUUUCUCCCAAGGCAUAAUGAGAGCUAACAGAUUGAGGAAGAAUACAGCUAUUUUAAAAGAGAAAAGUAACAUUGUUCAGCAAAAACGAAAUAUGGAGAAAUAUCAAGAAGAAUUACGUAAACAAAUGAAGAAAAUUAGGGCUGAAGAAAUACAUAAAAGACACUGUGAAGAAAAAUUUGUUUUUGACAUGAUCACCUUUCAAAAUGCCUAUGAAAGACAUCAAGAGGCCAAAUCAAGAGUUGCAAUUAUAAAAUCAAAUUGUCUUUAAAUUUCCCAGGGAAAUGACAAAAUGAGCCUAUGCCACAUCACAAACUAUGUUCUUCAUAAAUUACAGUCAUAUAUUUUAAUACCAGGACAUGGAAAUAAUACAUUAAGAAAAGAAGUGCUCUGUCAAAAUAUGUAUUUACAUAUAAAGCUCAUAAAACAAAGGAUAGUGAAAACGUAUCUCUUAUUGAUCAUAAUUUGAUUUAAACUAAGUUGACUAACUUGGCACCCACAAAAUUUCCUUAUAUAUACAGACUUCCAAAGAAUAAUUAAAACUUAUUUUAUAUAGUUUUUUUUUAUUGAAGACAAUAUUGCAAAGGCAUUGCUUGUAUUCUUGUGUUCACAUAUUCUACAGUGUAGCAACUGUUAAGCCAUGUUCAAUUUCUCUGGCAAACUCAGAACAGUAAUUUAUAUUCUAGCUGCUGACUUUUAUUAAGACACUAUGCACGUCAGUUAGUUUCAUUACCUGCUUUCAUAUAUUUCCUGUUUAUUUUGUUCAAAAAUUUCUGAGCCUUUUCCCCGCCUCAAAAUAAAGUUCUUCACAAUUCCA
Molecule: messenger RNA, 2845 nt
Organism: Echinops telfairi (small Madagascar hedgehog)
Lineage: Eukaryota; Metazoa; Chordata; Mammalia; Afrosoricida; Tenrecidae
Gene: LRRIQ3
Product: leucine rich repeats and IQ motif containing 3
Exons: 12
Coding region: 332-2299 (655 amino acids)
Molecular function (GO): protein binding
Source: RefSeq, a predicted model, not a curated record